Molecule: messenger RNA, 236 nt
Organism: Symbiodinium sp. CCMP2456
Lineage: Eukaryota; Dinophyceae; Suessiales; Symbiodiniaceae
Source: the annotation of a GenBank genome assembly
GAUCAAGUGGAAAUCCCGCAGAAGGUCCUGAGCGCCGCGGUCGGCCCCAACGGUUCGGACUUGCCAAAGGUGCGCGAGCGCUGCGGUGGCGUCAUGAUCGCGCUCAUGCCGCCUUCCGAGGGUGGCCACCUUACCGCCUUCAUUGGACCUGGGACGGCGGAGCAGGUCAAGCAAGCAAAGGAAGAACUCCUCGGCCGCGUGCAGCGUGCCGAGGCUGGAGAGGAAUCGAUGUCAAG